AUGGUUCAUGGACAAGUUGAGAGGCUGCUCACGAAGCCACACCCACCACCAGGUUUCGAGCUUCAUGUCCUUAUAGUAGAACCAUCAAGUAUCUCUCCGUCGAAUCCGUCACAUCGCGGGGCUUUCCAGUUGCUUCAGCAGCAAUUCCCUCACGCCUCGUUCACCCAGCUGCCUCUACACAGCGUUUUCGAUUAUGUUUCGGGUUUGAACGACAUUCUUGCCGAAUAUGUUGGCCCAGCGUUUGUGGAUGAUACUUCACUGCCUUCCAAAGAGCGCCUUGAUGCUUUCCGUGCUUCUAUCACGUCAGCCACCUCCGCUGCUGAUGUUGACUCUGUCCUGCUGAACAGGCUUAUCAUCGCUUUCGCUAGGAGCCUUGGUUGCCUUGGAAUAAUAUGGGGAGACUCUGACGACCGGCUUGCUGCAAAGACAUUGGCGAAUGUUUCCAAGGGGCGCGGCUCUUCGUUGACUUGGCAGGUGUCUGACGGAACAUCUCCAUUUGGCUUAGAAUUCAGUUUUCCGCUCCGAGAUCUGUUUACUGCGGAAUUGCAGAGUUACGCUAAUUUCUUCCCCGAACUUCUCAACAUCAUAAUCCCAGAUGGCCCUCUCUCCGACAAUAUCCUGACCAAGAACCUAUCCAUCGACCAAUUGAUGAUGCGUUACGUUUCAUCUCAGGGAGCGAAAUACCCUGGUGUCAUGUCUAAUGUGACAAGGACCGUGAAUAAACUUGAAUCAUCCCGAAUGAUUACGGACGGAUUGAGAUGUGCUCUUUGUGACACUUUCAUCUGCAAUCCUGAAGGUCGGCAGACCAUGGAUCUUGAGGAACGCCCAACGAACCAUUUCUGCUACGCCUGUGAACGAUCCCGCCCUGGGCUAAGCUGA
Molecule: messenger RNA, 879 nt
Organism: Aspergillus nidulans FGSC A4
Lineage: Eukaryota; Fungi; Ascomycota; Eurotiomycetes; Eurotiales; Aspergillaceae
Product: protein ncs2
Exons: 1
Coding region: 1-879 (292 amino acids)
Biological process (GO): protein urmylation; tRNA thio-modification; tRNA wobble uridine modification
Cellular component (GO): cytoplasm
Molecular function (GO): tRNA binding; nucleotidyltransferase activity
Source: RefSeq, a predicted model, not a curated record